Trichobilharzia szidati is the source of this 1277-nucleotide messenger RNA. NCBI's taxonomy places the organism in Eukaryota, Metazoa, Platyhelminthes, Trematoda, Strigeidida, Schistosomatidae. The record is from the annotation of a GenBank genome assembly.
AUGCAGAAUGAUAGAUUGUUAGCUCAUACACUCAUAUUAUCAUCAGUUUCAUCUCCAUGUGGAAAUUUUUUAAUUUUUGGAACAAACACACAAAGAUUACUUAUUUAUUCAUUAUGCUCAUUGUCUUGUGAUGCACAAAUCGAAGGAAAACCACAGUGUAUAAUCAAUGUUAAGAAAGCAAAAUCUAUUUAUGCAUUAUGCUUUGCUAAAGAUUAUGUAUUUUGUGGAACAGUUGGUUUAAUUAUUAUAUACAAAUGGACUUCACCGACUGAUGGAUUUUUAAAGUAUUAUGACACAGUUCAUGUAACACCUUCAAAUCUGUAUACAACUAUUUCUGAAGUUACUGGCUUGACUUUUAACACGGAGAGUGAUUCAUUAUUAGCAGCAUUGGGUGAUGGAACUAUUCAUACCUUUUCUGUUGGUUGUGAUAUCAGAGAGAAUUUAACACUUGUGGCACAUAAAACGACUAUUUACAAAAUUUGUAAUGUUGGUGUGCAUGAGUUUAGUACUUGUUCUGAGGACGGUACUGUUUGCUUCUGGGAUCAUAGAGUAUCAGCAAGUGGAAAUUUUAAAGCUUCAUCUAUAUUUAAACCUUAUCUGAUUGAUGAAUUGUCAAGACCUAAGCUUGGACCUUGGUUAACAGCAUUAUCAUGUAAGCAGGGUGAAGAGGAUUGGUUUGUUACAGGUGGUGGUCCUCGACUUGCAUUAUGGAGUAGGCGUGCUGGAAGAAAUGUUUCUACAUUACAUCCUGAAGGCUCAUCAUCUACUUGGUAUGCACAGACUGUUGUAUUCCGUGAUAUGGAUAAUGAUUCACGUAUUCUAUCCGGUGGUAAUUCCAACGUGCUGUAUAUGUGGGAUCAUAUGGGUAGCCUGUUAGCCUCACUCGAUUUAUAUGAUCCACCGAAUUCACGAAUUAGUCAUAUUCUUGUUGUUGAUACAUUUAAUUUAUCUGAAUCAGUAGAAGCUUUAAAGAUGAAGUAUCAUUCGAAUUCUGCUUUUGUUGUUGGCGGAUGUGGACCAGUGAUACGACUGAUUGCUAAUCUUGGUUAUCCUAUUGGUGUACUACAUUUAGCUUAAUCCUCUAUUAUCAUUGUACUUAUAAAAAAGUGUAUAUAUUUAUAAAAUGUUUCAUAAUACAUACAUACAUACUUUAAAUUGAAUUCUUUGUUUCUGUUUUGAGCAAAUAGCCUCAUUAUUCAUUCGUAUGUGUGAAAUUUUUAGGCACUGUGGUAGAAUGUAAUUCCAUAUUAGAUAAGUUUCUUCCAUAUAUGACAUAG